This is a messenger RNA of Durusdinium trenchii, 524 nucleotides long. Lineage: Eukaryota; Dinophyceae; Suessiales; Symbiodiniaceae. The record is from the annotation of a GenBank genome assembly.
CUGACCCCACGAGCGACAGCUUUUGUCCAACUCUGGAGCCCCCGGUCUUGCGCCAUGGCGAGCUGGUGAGGCUCCGAUGAGCAAGAAGAACGUCUUCGGGGAGAUUGCCUUCCCCAUUGGAUCUCAGGUCCUCUCCGAAUAUGACCGAGUGCCGUACGGCUGUAAGAAGGUCAGCGUCGAUGUGCAUCACCGGAACAUCACUGGGCCGGUCGCGGAGCUGACCCGGAAUCUCUACUUCACCCGACGUGUGGCUGAGGACAUGAUGCACUCGCCAAAGAUGGAUCCCAAGGUGAGACACUAUGCAGAGGAUACUGCCAGCUAUGCUCACGACUUGGAAUUCUUUGCGCGGCAGUUGGGCUUGGCAAUGAAGAUGCCCACAGGAGUUGACCCGCCAUAUCUGCCUCUGGACAUGGAGACCAUGCCCGAUCCCGCGCUGAUCAGCCUGUGGCCCGAGCCCAUCAGCGCCCAGCUGAGGCCCCAUCGCUCGGGGAGCUUCCUUUGAGGCCAAAGUUGCCCGUGAGGAA